This is a messenger RNA of Ustilaginoidea virens, 843 nucleotides long. RefSeq lists its product as uncharacterized. Lineage: Eukaryota; Fungi; Ascomycota; Sordariomycetes; Hypocreales; Clavicipitaceae. The record is from RefSeq and is a predicted model, not a curated record. The transcript has 3 exons. The coding region runs from base 1 to 843 and encodes 280 amino acids.
AUGGGCCUCGAGUUCGAUCCCGACCUGGUCCCCAGGAUCAAGUUGGGCCUGCACUGUGCCCAGAUUGUCCUCGCCCUCGUCGCCUGGUGCAUGGCUAUUGCCGUCUUUUCCGGCAAGGACGCCAAAAUCGUGGGCAACAAUGGCUGGGCUUUUGGUGUCUUCUUCUUAACCAUCCCCGCCUGGACGUACCUCAUCAUGACGCCUCGGUUCGCGCGCACGAGGCGGUUUGCCGAGCCGCACGCCAUGCUGGCUGUGGAUGUCGUCUUCACCGUCAUAUGGCUGUCGGCCUUUGCCGCGCAGGCAGCCUACAACACGUCCGGGCUUUGCGGCCAGGUCUGCGGCGUCAGCAAAGGCGUCGUUGCGCUCGGCAUCUUCGUCUGCCUUUUCUUCGGUGCCACCACGUUCGUCAGCGCCUAUACGCUUACGUACUGGAAAUUCCACGGCAGCUUGCCGGGAUACGAUAAUCGCAAGCUUCGCGGCGGCGACAGCAACAUUGACCCCGACAAAGCCGCCUUCUCCAUGGCCCCCCACGGCGAGGAAGCCUACCAACGUGUCGACGCCAACGACCAAGACGGCAGUGGCAGCGGCAGUGCCUACGCCGACGCCGGCCGCUACGGCCACGCCAAGCCAUACAGCCACGGAGGAGAGGAGGAAGACGACGACCCGGACCGCUACGGCGCCCUGCCCCCUCGCAGGACAGAGCUCUUCAGCCAAGACACAGAGUACAGCUCUGGUGGUGCCGGGCUGCCGCCUGCCUCUCACACGUACGGCGCCCUGCGAGACGACUACGACCAAGAACCUGCAAAGUUCCCCGCCGCAAACUACGACCGCGUGGUCAGAUGA